Messenger RNA from Sclerotinia borealis F-4128, 1593 nucleotides. NCBI's taxonomy places the organism in Eukaryota, Fungi, Ascomycota, Leotiomycetes, Helotiales, Sclerotiniaceae. The record is from the annotation of a GenBank genome assembly.
AUGGACCCAAUUAAAAUAUUAGGGGCUGCAAGCUCAGCAGUUGGAAUCGCUAGUUUUGGUAUUCAAUUGAUACAGGUCCUGACGAAGUAUGCGAAUGAUGCCAGCUCGGCCGCUCAAAAUCUUCGAGCAACGUUGACGAACAUUCGUGCUGCGAGCAAUUCCAUUGAACAGAUUAAUAUUUUUUUAAAGGAGGAAAGUGAGCGCGUCGUGAAGCAGAGACAAAAGGCGACACUUCUCAGUAUAGAAGGUAUCAGAAAAUUUCAACAAACGACCGACGAUUGUUUGAAGAUCUUCUGGAGAGUGGAAGCCUGGGUUCUCAACAAGGACGAUUCACCCGAUCUGGAAAUCAAGAUCAAGCUUCGGUUGUGCGAAUACAAAGAAGAAUUGAGGGCCAAUCCAGGGAAGCAUCCAAAACUCCUGAAAGUCGACGAGGCUCUAGCAAAAGUACGCAAGUUCAAGGAAUCGCGACUUGCGAGAUACAUAAAUCCACUAGGAGAACACAAGCUUGAUAGAUAUUCAAAAGAGCUUCAACGACUUCAAGUGAGCUUGAACGUCUUCUUCAGUAUUCUCAAUAUCAGAGCAGUCCAGAAUCAACCUGCAUUAUCUUCCAAUGGUUCACUGAUUGCUCAUAUGUAUAAUAUGGCUCGACAUGACGCUCAACAGGCACAAUAUACAAAUAUCGAACUUUGUGCAGAACCACAGCAGAAUCAUUCAGUGGACUAUGAAUUUCAUUCAGGAGCGAGAGAUUGGGAAACAAAUCGUUUGAACACCGGAUUCAUGCCACUAUUGAGCCGAACACAAUACAUCCCGGGAAGGAAUGAAGGGGUACCAUAUAUUGAUAGCUCAUACACCGGAACAGGCUGGCCUCAGAUUCCACCAUAUCAUGUCGCACAUUCUGAGAUACAUCCACGAGAUCCUCCAAAUUCUCACCGGUUUCUCCUUCCAGCGGUUCCUGAUGACCCUUGGAAGCUUUUUCGACAAAGAACGCAUGUUGAGAAUGAAGAUGCAGUCAUCGACGCUGCUGAAAAUCAUAUGGCGCAUUUUGAUGCUAAAGCGAGACGGAAAUUCAUUUCUACCAGUACUUUGGACAACGAUGAUACAAAGAUAUAUCCAGGAGAGCUGAAUGCAGACGAAAGGUCUCGCAAAGAUCAUAAGGAUGAAUCGCGGCACCAGAAACAAAAAGAACGGGAAAACUCCAAGUCUGGAAAAUCUACGCCAUCCCACCGUUCUGGAGCACCCUGGAGCGAGAGGGGAGGGGUUUCGCAAACUGCAGUUACGCUUACGCCAUUGGUCGAGUAUGGUUUUGACUUGGCACAUACCAGUGGAGUUUCAAAGCCGGAGAUACAAACCGACGAUAUUGAUGAAAUUUACACGAUCUCUGAUUUGCGCAAGAUAUUGAAAAUAACUGUUCCGUUUUACACUCGCGUUUUAGAGGAUAAACAGCCCCAGUCAGAGGUAUCCAUGGAACCAAAAUCGCCUGGAUCAGCUUUGAAAUAUAAGGGAAACGACCUUUCACAUCCGAUUGAAGACACCUUUGGGGAUAGGGAUUUGUCUGAUGUAUUGUGCAUAUACAAUUCACUCACGAAUCCUUGA